This is a messenger RNA of Impatiens glandulifera, 1346 nucleotides long. RefSeq lists its product as uncharacterized. Bases 85 to 1230 code for a protein of 381 amino acids. Lineage: Eukaryota; Viridiplantae; Streptophyta; Magnoliopsida; Ericales; Balsaminaceae. The record is from RefSeq and is a predicted model, not a curated record. The transcript has a single exon.
CAAAUUUCUUUUCCGUUUCUAACCGUUGGACCUCUCAAUUCAUCAAACCCUAAUUUUUAUUUUUCAUGUUGAUUUGCCGGAAAAAUGAAGGAAGUGUUGUAUGGAAAUCUGCUAAAGAGACUGAAGACGGUAAAAGCAUUUGAGUAUCUGAAUCCCCAAAGAGUUCUUUUACUAAACACGUCAGAUCAAUUCUCGUUUUCAAGAGAUUCUGAACUCAAUAUUCAGAUUGAUAGUCCCCUGAAAGAAGAAGAAGAUCUGAAGGAUUAUUGCAAACGGGUCAGCCACGGACCCCAAGAUCUUGAGAUAAUCGAUGUAUCUGAGCUCACAAUAGACCAAGAAAACGACAAUCCGGAUACCCAUGACGAAAUCAAUGAUAAAGAGAACAUCAAGCCGGAAGAAAUCAAUGAUAAAGAGAACAUCAAGCCGGAAGAAAUCAAUGAUAAAGAGAACAUCAAGCCGGAAGAAAUCAAUGAUAAAGAGAAUAUCAAGCCACUGGAAACAAAGAAAACCCAGUUGUUGAAGAAUCGUGAUUUGAAGCCAAUACCCUUGUCGGAGAUUGAUGUUUCUGUUUUCCGGCGACCAGAAUUUGAGUCUAACAGCUUAUUUGACCCGAAUCUUCUAUCCGCAUUUCAUCAAGCUGUAUCGGAACUUAAAGCACGGGAAGCGGAAAAAAGAGCUAUAUAUCAGGAAAAGAUUCAAGAAGAGAUUCAAGAAGAAGAUAAACAAAGGGAAGAGGAAAGAGAAGACCCACUUCUUGAAUACAAAGAAAAAUGCCCUCCGGGUGGGCUAGUAUCAGUGAUUCUCUACACCACCGGACUCCGAGGAAUCCGAAAGACUUUCGACGAUUGCACCAACGUGCGGUUUCUGUUGCAGAAUUUCAAGGUUCUGUACUAUGAAAGAGAUGUUUCAAUGCAUGCAGAGUUCCGACAAGAGCUAUGGCAGACUUUAGGUGAUAGAUUGCUUCCUCCCAGGUUGUUUAUUAAAGGAAGGUACAUCGGAGGAGCAGAGGAGGUGCUGACUCUUCACGAACAAGGUCGUCUGAAGCCCCUUUUCGAUGGCCUUCCGGUGGACAUAUCUAAAGAACCAUGUGGGGGCUGUGGUGGAAUGAGAUUUGUCAUGUGUUAUAGCUGCAACGGCAGCAACAAGGUGGUUGCUGGAAAUGGUUGGUCGCCGGAGGAAUGCCCUGAGUGUAAUGAGAAUGGGUUGAUUAUCUGCCCCUUUUGCUUGUAAGCCUCCUGUAAAUGGUAUUUAAUUCCUGAUUUUUAUUUGGUUUCAAUUCGUAUUGGGGGAAUUCAUUUGAUCGAAAUAACAGUGUCUCAAGUUUUUAAUACCUUUUGAAGAAUUCA